Mucor mucedo is the source of this 540-nucleotide messenger RNA. RefSeq lists its product as uncharacterized. Lineage: Eukaryota; Fungi; Mucoromycota; Mucoromycetes; Mucorales; Mucoraceae. The transcript is spliced from 3 exons. Bases 1 to 540 code for a protein of 179 amino acids. The record is from RefSeq and is a predicted model, not a curated record.
AUGCGAUUUUUUCUUAUUAUAACAACUGCUUUAGCCUUCUCUUUUUCUGCUAAUGCCAAACAUCACAUAAAACGAGCUAGUAAAGUUCAAAGCUGCACUGCUGGUUUAAAGGAUGCAAACGAACAGUUCCUUAUUCUGAAAACAAUUGCUCGAAAUCAACAUGUUUCUUUUCAAGCUUAUCAUUUUAGCGAACCGCUGCUCGAAUCGUAUGUCCAAAGUGCUAUAUCCAAUUGCUGUGCCUCUUUGGCUCUGCCAGAUGAAGAGGUUGAUUCUGUAGUAAGCACUUUUGGCAUUACUACUACCAAAAUUGUAGAUCUAUAUGAUGUUUUCAUUUCAAAAGAGAGCCCAUCAUUUUCUGCUGCUUCUGCCGCUACUACGCUUAAGGAUACCAUCCGGUCAUUAUCCGGUGUCAUUAAAAACUUGGAUGAAUGUUUACUUUCUGUCACUCCAAGUUCUCGCCAGCCUGAAAUACAAACCUACAUUGAUACCAUUAAGAAUAAGAUAGAUACCACUUUUACAACGUACGGGAUGACAGCAUAA